Homalodisca vitripennis (glassy-winged sharpshooter) is the source of this 453-nucleotide messenger RNA. RefSeq names its product PCI domain-containing protein 2-like. Gene Ontology annotation, molecular function: double-stranded DNA binding; RNA binding. Gene Ontology annotation, biological process: post-transcriptional tethering of RNA polymerase II gene DNA at nuclear periphery; poly(A)+ mRNA export from nucleus; transcription elongation by RNA polymerase II. NCBI's taxonomy places the organism in Eukaryota, Metazoa, Arthropoda, Insecta, Hemiptera, Cicadellidae. The transcript is spliced from 3 exons. Bases 92 to 427 code for a protein of 111 amino acids. Gene Ontology annotation, cellular component: transcription export complex 2. The record is from RefSeq and is a predicted model, not a curated record.
GAAGCCAUUGAUAAGAGCAAUCGACUCGUCACCCUUGAAAGACAGGUUUUCAUUGAGCCAACAGAUCACCUACAGGUACUUUGUCGGCAGAAUGGCAAUGUUCUACAGUGAUUAUUCUACAGCUAACGAGUACUUAACAUAUGCUUUUACUGAGUGCCAUGUAAUGUCAAAGAAGAACAAAAGAUGGAUUUUGUUGAAUUUAGUUCCUGUUAAAAUUCUAUUGGGUUACAUGCCAACAAGGGAAGUUCUGAAAAAAUAUGACUUACUGCAGCUGUGGGAAGUGGUGGUGGCUGUGAAGCGAGGAUGUAUUUCAGAACUGUCGAAUGCAAUGCAGCAGCAUCAGACUUUUUUCAUCAAGAGUGGCAUCUAUCUUAUCAUUGAGAAACUGAAAAUUAUUACAUAUCGAAAUCUGGCAAAAAAAGUGUAAGUCAUUUUUACCACAGCUCGUAGUAG